Setaria italica (foxtail millet) is the source of this 876-nucleotide messenger RNA. RefSeq names its product 17.9 kDa heat shock protein 2. Lineage: Eukaryota; Viridiplantae; Streptophyta; Magnoliopsida; Poales; Poaceae. The coding region runs from base 119 to 610 and encodes 163 amino acids. Gene Ontology annotation, biological process: protein folding; response to salt stress; response to heat. The record is from RefSeq and is a predicted model, not a curated record. The transcript has a single exon.
GUGCCGGGCCAUUAGCCGAGCAGCACCUCUCCAAGCAUACACGUACACUUGAUAAAGCUACUAGCUCUAGCAACAUAACAUUGGCUUGAGGCUGCCAACCAAGAGCCUGCGAUCGAGGAUGUCGCUAGUGAGGCUCCUGGACACGCUGGCCCUGGACUCGUGGAGGAACCCCUUCAGCAUCUUCGGCACGGCGGUGGCCGCCGAUGCGUGGCAGGCGAGCGACACCUCGGCGUUCGCCAACACCUACAUCGAGAGCCGGGACACGGCGGGCGCGUACGUGUUCAGCGCGGCGCUGCCGCCCGGUGUGAAGAAGGAGGAGGUGCGGGUGGAGGUGGACGAGGGCAACGUGCUCGUCAUCACCGGGGAGCGCAGCCUCCGCCGGGAGGAGCGCACCGACGGGUGGCACCACAUCGAGCGCAGCUCCGCCACGUUCCUCGGCAGGUUCCACCUGCCCGGGGACGCCGCCGUGGACGGCGUCAGGGCCGCGAUGGACGCCGGCGUGCUCACGGUCACCGUGCCCAAGGUCGGGGCCAUCGCCGCCGCUGCCGACGCCGACGCCGAGAAGGCGGCCGAGGCGCCGGCGAUGGCCAUCGAGGCCGGGCCCUGCUGAUCCGACGCCGACGGGCUCGAUCACGGCGCCGCUCUGUUGCUGAAUGAAGAGUAGCGCGCCACGUCGUACCGUCUGAAGCUUCCUCCUCUGGUUUGGUCUUGCAUACUUUUCGGUGUGUGUGAGUGUGACGGGGCUGCCUGCACGCAUGUAACAAGGAAAAAGAAAGUGCCUGCACGGCUGCACCACCAUGUAGUAAUUUCAUCCUUCUUCAGUGCUCGGUAAAUGAAGAGCAACAUAUAAGCUGCAAGGAAUUCUGUCUCUACUAA